AUGUCUCGCAACGUUGCUCCCAUGAAUCCUCUUACAGAAGAGGAAGAUGAUGAUUCGGCCAAUCAGGGGUCGCGGACUCACCGCGCUAAGCCAAGUUCGGGUUCCAACGACGAACCGAUGGGCGAAGCUGUCGACUCCGAUGAUGACAACGACAACGCGAUCGCAGAUGAUGAGAGUGAUGAGGACGAAGAAAUUCAGAUUGUGCAAAAAGCCUCUGCAACGCCAGGGAGCUCGCCACCUGACGGACUACAAGACUCUGUCCUAGGCGGCACGUACGUACCUUCAGCAGCAUCCCAACCAGAUUAUGGACCCUCAAACAAGAACUCAAGAAGCUCGAAAGCUUCGAAAGCCCUUUCGGUCCCGAAAGUUCAGUUACUGUCAAAAUCCGCAACGCAAACACCUCGCAAUGCCACGCCCGCUGAGUUUGCUGUCCCUGCACUAUUGAACCCAGAGGAUGAUGUCUUGUCCGAUUCCGAUCUUCCUGAACCCUGGAUCGAAGGUGCUCCCGUGCCGCUUGAAGCAGACUGUGAAGAUAGGGCCGAUUUUCUUCUGCAGAAGCGGUUCAAGCCUAUGGUCGACGUGCAAGAAGUCAUUGCUUCACUCACCAAAUUUGCUGUAUCCCAGCGAAGUACGGAGAGUCUUUAUGCAUUAGCAGAGAACACUCAAAACAUCCUCAAGCAUUGGCAGGACCAGUACCUGAUGUUAGACGCUAGGACGGCACCUCACAUGCAUCCCGCGAAGAAAGCGUGCAACGGUGGGCGCAUACCAAUUGCUACAGAUGUGUUCGAGGCGAUGAAAGAAGCUGAUCUGUAUGGAUACAACUACGACCCGAAGAAAAACCCUGAAGCCCAGGAUCCAUGGGGACAGAGGCCAGGGGCUGAGAAGAGUGGAGGUAGAGAGCUUCGAACGCGCCGGAAUCGUGACAUGCUCGAUUCUGCGCCUGCAAGCGAGGACGAGGAUGAAGAAGACGGCGAAGGUCGACCUGCAAAACGCCAGCGAAGAGCCACUCGCAAAUUUGACGGGAGUGAUGCUGGCACAGGCACAAACACACCGAAGAAGCACAAUGGUUGGGGUGGUGCACGCAAGAAAGGUGUGAGCAGAUUCUCGAAGAAUGCAUCCGAGACUCCCGAGCCUGAGAGCAGACCCACCAAGCGAGCGAGAACGGCAGCUAGUAAUCUCUUACACCAGCGUAUACAAGAGAUGCGUGAGGCAUCACUUGUCUCGACCGGCUCCGGAGAUGAAGAGUCUUCGGCCAUGGAGGUAGACGACUAUUCCGACACAAAUGUCAAGCGAGGUCGCCCAGCCGGCAGUAAGAACGUCGCGAGGCGUAGUGACUAUGGUGUCAAGAAGGGCCCGCGCAAGAAGCCUGGAGAAGCUAGAGAUGGCUGCAUCACAACCAGAGAUGGCCGAUGCAUACAUGAGCACCGCGCCAUUGAGCCAAUACACAAACAACUACGCGGAAGAAACCAGGUCCAGCAUCAGGUUCACGGGCGGAAACCUCGCGUUAAGAGCGAGAAGCGGAGCCAAUCAAUGACGAUAUGGUGGGCGGAGCGCAAGGCGCGGAAGAAGGAGCAAGACGAGAAGCACGGCACGCCAUUGAAAGAAGAAUCGAGACCCGGCUCUUCCAACGAAAGCGCACACCACGGCCCACCACCCCUCACAGCGCCUUCCCCAAUGUACAUGUUCGCCUCAGCAACACCACAAGCCCCCCACUCGCUGCUCCAAUACUCCCCGCUCGCCGCUCUGCCCUCGGGCGGUGCAUACCCCUUCUCCGGCCCACCACCUCUUGGCCCAGCGCCACAAUACGGCGCCCGCGCCCUCGCUCCCGCACCUCUCCACCAACAACCCCCGUCCUACCCUGCGCCAUACGGUGCGCAGAGCCCCACGUCCUCGCGGCCACAGAGUAGUGGACAGCUCCUGCGCAAUGGCCCGCCGCCACUGGCUCCCGCGCCGCUGCCGCAUUUCAGCCCGUAUGCGCCUGUGCCACUGGGCAGGGAGCGCGCGUUCCAGGUCAUGGUGCCUGGGCCGCCGCCGGGCGAGAGGAGGGGAAGUGGUUAG
Messenger RNA from Parastagonospora nodorum SN15, 2058 nucleotides. RefSeq lists its product as hypothetical. The coding region runs from base 1 to 2058 and encodes 685 amino acids. The record is from RefSeq and is a predicted model, not a curated record. Lineage: Eukaryota; Fungi; Ascomycota; Dothideomycetes; Pleosporales; Phaeosphaeriaceae. The transcript has 4 exons.